Auxenochlorella protothecoides is the source of this 2784-nucleotide messenger RNA. Its product is annotated as Symplekin. Bases 1 to 2784 code for a protein of 927 amino acids. Gene Ontology annotation, cellular component: mRNA cleavage and polyadenylation specificity factor complex. The record is from RefSeq and is a predicted model, not a curated record. The transcript is spliced from 9 exons. Lineage: Eukaryota; Viridiplantae; Chlorophyta; Trebouxiophyceae; Chlorellales; Chlorellaceae.
AUGUCCCACGCAUACAACCAGGCAGUCCAGUUGCUGGAAGAUGCGCGGCUGGGCGCCGAUGCCGCUUCAAAGGCGAGCGCACUCCAGUCUCUGCGAGAGCUGGUGGUGCACGCUCACCCCCAGGAGCUCAUGCCCGCCCUCCUGCCGGAGAUCCUGGAGCUCAGGCUGCAGCCUGAGUCGGCACUGCGCCGCGUCUUGCCCGACGUCAUCGAUGGCGUUCUGCCCACCCUGGACAGCCUGCUGCAGUGCCUGAUGUGCCUGACGGGCCUGCUGGCUGACCCGGUGGCCGCCGUGGUGCGCCGCGCCGCGCAGUCGGCCCACCCGCUGUUCCGCGCAGCGCUGGUGCGUGUGGCGCUCACCCCCCUUGACGCCGAGCCCGCACUGCAGGCGCAGCGGCUGCCGGCCGUGCCUGGGCUCAGCCCCGCGCCCGCGGCCCUCCCGGCCUCGCACGCGGUGCUGACGCGCGCGGGGCUGGCACAGGAGGCAGACGCCGCGGCGCGCGAGGUGGCGGCGGUGGUGCGCACCUGCGAUGCGGCGCCCGGCCCCAUGGCCGAGGCCGCGCUGCGCGCUGCGGGCGCGCUGGCGACGCAGCGCCCGCACUUCAUGCCGCGCCUGGUGCCCGCACUAUUAUCGGUCGCCGCGCGGCAGGCAACGAUGGUGGGCGAGACGGCAACAACAUCGGGGGACGGCGGCACGGCAGCGACCACUGAAAGUGGCACGCCAACGGCCAGGGAUGACGGCAAGUCAGUGACCCUGCCGCCCGCCACCAGGAAGGCGCUGACCGCGGCCCUGGCGCAGGUGCGCCGCUGCACGCACCCGCUGGCGGCGGCCUGGGCCAGGAAGGUGGAUCGGGCCCUGGCCGACCUGGCGGGGGGUGGGGGGACGCAGGACGGUGCUGGCGAGGCGUGUGUGGUUGCCGGCGGGAGAGAUGGGGCGGCGGCAUCCAAGCCAAGCCAGUCGGCGCCGGGUCGGCCGGCAGAGGACCCCCGCCCCCCGCCGGCCAAGCGUCCCUGCACCGAGGACCGGGCCACGGAGCCCGCAGGGCCCGCCUUGCCUGUCGAGAGCCCACGGGCAGACGGUGCGGAGCUGGCGACGAGGGUCGACGAGCUGGUUGCGCGGGGCGACAGCGCCGGCCUGGCGGCGCUGUACGCGUCUCUGGACGCCGAGUCAGCCGCCGAGCUGGCCGACCUCGCUGGGCCCUUCCUGGAGGAGCUGGGCACCGACUUUCAUGCCAGGGGAGGGGUGGAGGCAGUGCUCGACUUCCUGCACGCCGCGUUUGCCGCCGAGGGCCGACAGGACUUGGGUGGUGAGGACGAGGCGGUCACAGAGCGGCAGCAGGGCGACGGCUAUCGUGCCGUCCUUUCCAAGGCCCUGGACCUGGUGCGCCGCGCGCUGCCACCCACCGACCGCUCCCUGAUCAGUGUCCUCCUGUCUGCUCCUGCGCUGCCGGCGGAGCUCUUGCGCGACACCCUCGAGGGCCUGAUGCAGACCGACCUUGAUCACGCCACGCUGGGCCUGCUGGCGGCGCGCGACUUGAUCCUGGCGCGGCCGCCGGCGCGAGAAGUGGCCCUGGCGGCGGUGCUGGCCGCGGCCCACAGCGAGGACGCGGGGGUUAGGGACCGCGCGGUGCGCCUGCUCACCAACCGGCUGUGGGGAUGCCUGGGCGGCCGGCUGCAACCCAAGAUCUUGCGUGAGGCGGAGCGUAGCCUGCGCCAGCUCGUGGUCCGCGAGGACGGCGCGGCGGUGAAGCAGGAAGCCGAUGGCACGGCGGCGGCGCGGGUGCAGCAGGAAGCCGAUGGCGCGGCGGCGGCGCGUGUGAAAGCGGAGGCCACCGAUGGCGCGGCGACGACGUCAGAGGACGCGGGGGUCGAGGCAAGGGCGGACACCGAGGCUACUGCGGUGAAGCGGGAGCUCGGCGAGGGCGCGGCGCCGUCAGUCGAGGGCACGGGGUCCGUCGUCGACCCCGCCGCGGCCUGCGCCCUGUUCUGCGCCCUCUGCACCCGGCAGCCGGGCCUGCUGCCACGCCUGUUCGAGGCCUUUGGCAGCGCAUCUGCUUCUGGCCGAGAGGGCAUCCUGAAGUACGCGGGCGGCCUGGCCACGACGCUGGGGCCCACCUCCCGGGACCUGCUCGGCGCGCUGGCGGACCUGCCGGAGAACUGCAUGGACCUGGCGCUGGGCAUGCUGCACGCGCUGGCCUCGGCCCUGCCCGCCCUGCCCGAGGGCCUGGUCCGCGCCGCGGCCGACCUGGCGCAGGCCUCGUGCGACGCGCGCCCGCUGGUCCCGCUGCUGCGGGGUCUGGGGCGUGAAGGCCUGCUGGCCCGCCUGCCCCUGCUCCUGGGCCUGCCUGGGGCCGAGGCCGGCGCCGCGCUGCGCGGCGCGGCGGCCGACCGCCUGGUCCCGCCCUCCGAGCUGCUGGUCGCGCUGCACGGGCUGGACCCCGUCGCCGUGCCCGGCGGAGUGCGCGCCGUGAUGGCGGCGCUGGGCGACUGCCUGGCCGACCCCGACGCCUUCCCCGCCGAGGCGGUGGCCGGCGCGAUCUCCGCGCUGCUCACGCGCGUGCCGCUGCCGCCGCUGCUCCUGCGCACCGCGCUCCAGGCGCAGGCCUCGGGCCCGGGGCUGGCCGCCUUCGUCGCGCGCACCGUGCUGCCCGCGCUGGCGGAGGGGCGUCUGCGCGCCGCGCGCGCCGAUCUGCCGCCAGCCGUGGCAGAGGGCCUGGCCGCGCACGCGCUCCGUGAGACGCAUGCGCUGCCCCGGGAGACGGUCGCGCUGUUCCGGGAGGGCUGA